AUGCAGUUGAUUUUGUCUGCUACUUGUGCAGGUUACACUCUUCAAACUGAAACUAAACCAGUCGACUACAUCCGCAAAGAAACCGGUGUAGGGAUGAAAAGGGAAAAGGAGGAGGGAUGGGAAGGGGCAGAUGGGAUGAAGGGGAAUAAGAGAAAAGGAAUCAUGGAAGGUGACUCCCAAUAUCCCAAACAGUUGAGAAUUGUAUUAAUGGGGUAUAUAAAAUCUGGAAAAAGUUCAACAGGAAACACAAUCCUGGGCAGAGAGGUGUUUGGCAUGAAUAGAAAUGUUUAUAGUGUGAGGAGAUGCGGAGAAGUAACAGACAGACACUUCACAAUCAUUGAAGCUCCAGGAUGGUGGAUGAAUUACUCUGUAGAGUUUAGCUCUGAGUCAUUUAAAGAUCAGAUUUUGCUCAGCAUAUCUAUGUGUCCUCCAGGACCACAUGCGGUACUACUGCUCAUUCGUGCAGACAUUAGAUUCAAGGAGCGUUCAAGAAGAGUUUUGCAGGGGUAUGUGGAUCUUUUUGGGGAGAGAGUCUGGAAUCACAUUAUGGUGCUGUUCACUCAUGGAGAUUCUCUGUUUGACACACCUAUUGAGCAACAUAUUGAGAGUGAAGGGCAGCAUCUGCAGUGGUUGUUGGACAAAUGUGGGAACAGGUAUCAUAUUCUCAACAAUCAGGACACAAGUGACAACAUUCAAAUCAAACAGCUCCUGGAGAAGAUUGAGGAGAUGAUGGUACAAAACAAUGGCUGCCAUUUUGAAAUGAAUAGAAAUGUUUUACCAAUAAUGACUGACAAAAGGAAAGAAAAACAAAUAAAAAAAGUUAAUAAAUGGAGAAUGGAUUUCAGAUCACAGAGUGACAUCCGACAUCCCUCAGAGUUGAGGAUUUUGUUAACGGGGUAUAGGAAAUCUGGUAAGAGUUCAACAGGAAACACAAUCAUGGGCAAAAAGGUGUUUGACUUGAAAAGAUCAAGUCAGUGUAUGCGGAGACGUGGAAAAGUAGCAGGCAGACACAUCAUGGCCAUUGAAGUACCAGGAUGGUGGAGGAGUUACACUACACAGGAGAGUCCUGAGUUACUUAAACAGGAGAUUAUACUCAGCAUGUCUCUGUGUUCUCCAGGGCCACACGUUGUACUACUGCUGAUACGUAUGGACAUUAGAUUUGCAGAAACUGUGAGAAAAUCUGUAAAAGGACACCUUGAGCUUCUUGGUAAGCAAGUUUGGAAUCAUGUUAUCGUGCUGUUCACUCAUGGAGAUUCUCAGUUUGACACACCUAUUGAGCAACAUAUUGAGAGUGAAGGGCAGCAUCUCCAGUGGUUGUUGGACAAAUGUGGGAACAGGUAUCAUAUUCUCAACAAUGAGGACACAAGUGACAACAUUCAAAUAAAAGAUCUGUUGAAAAAGAUCAAGGACACAGUGGCACAAAACAAUGACAGACAUUUUGAAACAGAUAUCAAGAUUUUAAUGAAAAUUGCUAAAAGGAGAGAAGCAGAAGAAGAGAGAGCAAAAGAACGAAUCAGAAUGGUGAAAAAACAGAGAGACAACAUCAGAUCACAGAUGAGUGACACCCGGAAUAUCUCAGAGAUGAGGAUUGUUUUAUUAGGUUAUAAGCGAUCUGGUAAGAGUUCAACAGGAAACACAAUCCUGGGCAGAGAGGAGAACUGGGCAGAGACAAAAUCUGUUCAAUGUUUGAUGAGACAUGGAGAAAUUGAAGAAAGAAACAUCAUACUCAUUGAAGCUCCGGGAUGGUGGAGGGACUACAGAGUAGAGUCUAGUCUGGGACCACUGAAAAAGGCGAUUGAGAAUAGUGUGUUUCUAUGUCCUCCAGGACCACAUGCUGUACUACUGCUCAUACGUGCAGAUUACCCAUUUAAAAAAGAUGACAGAGAAGCAUUGCAGGGGUAUGUGGAUCUUCUUGGUGAAAGAGUCUGGAAUCACAUUUUAGUUCUGUUUACAUUCGGAGAUUCUCUGUUAGACACACCUGUUGAGCAACAUAUUGAGAGUGAAGGGCAGCAUCUGCAGUGGUUGUUGGACAAAUGUGGGAACAGGUAUCAUCUUCUCAACAAUCAGGACACAAGUGACAACACUCAAAUCAAACAGCUCCUGGAGAAGAUAGAGGAGACGGUGGUACAAAACAAUGGCUGCCAUUUUGAAUUGCAAAAAUGUAGAGAAGGUUUUGAAACUGCAGAUCAAACAAGUAAGUAA
Danio aesculapii is the source of this 2202-nucleotide messenger RNA. Its product is annotated as GTPase IMAP family member 8-like. Gene Ontology annotation, molecular function: GTP binding. The transcript has 6 exons. NCBI's taxonomy places the organism in Eukaryota, Metazoa, Chordata, Actinopteri, Cypriniformes, Danionidae. The record is from RefSeq and is a predicted model, not a curated record. Bases 1 to 2202 code for a protein of 733 amino acids.